AUGGUGGCGGCGCCGUGCGCCCGGAGGCUGGCGCGGCGCUCGCACUCGGCGCUGCUGGCGGCGCUCAUGGUGCUGCUGCUGCAGACACUGGUGGUGUGGAAUUUCAGCAGCCUGGACUCCGGAGCUGGCGAGCGGCGGCGCGCGGGGGCAGCGGCGGGAGCAGCCGAGCAGCAGCAGCAGCCCGCGGCCCCUCGCCGGGAGCGCAGGGACCUUGCUGCCCAUCCGCCCGCAGCCCGUGGAGGACCCGGAGGCCGAGCAGGCGGAGGAGGAGCACGGGAAGGCGGCCCCGGAGGAGCCCGCGCGCAGCAGCCUGGCAGCCGCGGGGCACUGGCCGCCCGGGCGAGGGAUCCACACCCGAGUCCACUGAUCACCCUAGAGACCCAGGAUGGCUACUUCUCUCACCGGCCCAAAGAAAAAGUUCGGACCGACAGCAACAAUGAGAACUCGGUCCCGAAGGACUUUGAAAACGUGGACAACAGCAACUUCGCCCCCAGAACCCAGAAGCAGAAGCACCAACCAGAGUUGGCAAAGAAGACUCCCAGCAGGCAGAAAGAGCGGCUGCAGAGGAAGCUGGAUGCUCAGGAGAAAGGACAGGGGCAGUCAGUCUUGGGGAAAGGCCCCAAGGAGGUGCUGCCUUCUCGGGAAAAAGCCACGGGUGACAGUAGCCAAGGGAAGGAUCUCUCGAGACACAGCCAUGCCAGGAAGACUGGUGGUGGUGGGUCUCCCGAAACCAAGUCUGACCAGCCCCCCAAGUGUGACAUCUCUGGCAAGGAGGCCAUCUCAGCCCUGACCCGGGCUAAGUCCAAGCACUGCCGCCAGGAGAUUGCAGAAACCUACUGUCGCCACAAGCUGGGCCUUCUGAUGCCAGAGAAGGUGGCUCGGUUCUGUCCCCUGGAGGGCAAAGCCAACAAGAAUGUGCAGUGGGAUGAGGACACCGUGGAGUACAUGCCCACCAACCCGGUCAGAAUCGCCUUUGUCCUGGUGGUCCAUGGCCGAGCUUCUCGGCAGCUACAGCGCAUGUUCAAGGCCAUCUACCACAAAGACCACUUCUACUACAUCCAUGUGGAUAAGCGUUCCAAUUACUUGCACCGGCAAGUGGUCCAGUUCUCCAGGCAGUACGACAAUGUCCGAGUCACCUCCUGGAGAAUGGCCACCAUCUGGGGCGGGGCCAGCCUCCUGUCCACCUACCUGCAGAGCAUGCGGGAUCUCCUGGAGAUGACCGACUGGCCCUGGGACUUCUUCAUCAACCUCAGUGCUGCCGACUACCCCAUCAGGACAAAUGACCAGCUGGUGGCUUUUCUCUCCCGAUACCGGGAUAUGAAUUUCCUGAAGUCUCAUGGCCGGGACAAUGCAAGGUUCAUUCGCAAACAGGGCCUGGACCGUCUUUUCCUGGAGUGUGAUGCCCACAUGUGGCGCCUGGGGGACCGGCGGAUCCCAGAGGGCAUUGCUGUGGACGGUGGCUCUGACUGGUUCCUGCUUAACCGGAAGUUUGUGGAGUAUGUGGCAUUCUCCACAGAUGACCUGGUGACCAAGAUGAAACAGUUUUACUCUUACACCCUCCUUCCUGCUGAGUCCUUUUUCCACACGGUCCUGGAGAACAGCCCUCACUGCGACACCAUGGUGGAUAACAACCUGCGCAUCACCAAUUGGAACCGCAAGCUGGGCUGCAAGUGCCAGUACAAGCACAUCGUGGACUGGUGCGGCUGCUCGCCCAACGACUUCAAGCCUCAGGACUUCCACCGCUUCCAGCAGACAGCCCGGCCCACCUUCUUUGCCCGAAAGUUCGAAGCCAUAGUGAACCAGGAAAUCAUUGGGCAGUUGGACUCUUACCUGUAUGGGAACUAUCCUGCGGGCACUCCGGGCCUCCGCUCCUACUGGGAGAAUGUCUAUGACGAGCCGGACGGUAUCCACAGCCUCAGCGAUGUGGCACUCACGCUGUACCAUUCCUUCAUCCGCCUGGGGCUGCGAAGGGCCGAGUCGUCCCUGCACACGGACGGCGAGAACAGCUGCAGGUACUACCCAAUGGGCCACCCAGCAUCUGUCCAUCUAUACUUCCUUGCCGACCGUUUCCAGGGCUUUCUGAUCAAGCACCACGUGACUAACCUUGCUGUGAGCAAACUGGAGACACUGGAGACGUGGAUGAUGCCGAAGAAAGUCUUCAAGAUCGCAAGUCCCCCCAGUGACUUUGGGAGGCUUCAGUUUUCUGAGGUUGGCACUGAUUGGGAUGCCAAGGAAAGGCUGUUCCGGAACUUCGGCGGUCUCUUGGGGCCCAUGGAUGAACCCGUGGGGAUGCAGAAAUGGGGGAAGGGGCCCAAUGUGACUGUGACUGUUAUUUGGGUGGACCCUGUCAACGUCAUCGCAGCCACCUAUGACAUCCUGAUCGAGUCCACCGCGGAAUUCACACACUACAAACCGCCUUUGAAUCUGCCUCUGAGGCCUGGGGUCUGGACAGUAAAAAUUCUUCAUCACUGGGUGCCGGUUGCAGAGACCAAAUUCCUUGUCGCACCUCUGACCUUCUCCAACAAGCAGCCCAUCAAACCAGAGGAGGCAUUGAAGCUGCACAAUGGGCCUCCUCGCAGUGCCUACAUGGAGCAGAGUUUCCAGAGCCUGAACCCCGUUCUCAGCCUGCCCAUCAAUCCUGCCCAAGUGGAGCAGGCCAGGAAGAACGCAGCCUCCACUGGGACAGCGCUAGAAGCCUGGCUGGACUCUCUGGUGGGUGGGACUUGGACUGCCAUGGACAUCUGUGCCACGGGCCCCACCGCCUGCCCAGUCAUGCAGACCUGUAGCCAGACAGCCUGGAGCUCCUUCAGCCCUGACCCCAAAUCAGAGCUGGGUGCGGUCAAGCCCGAUGGCCGGCUUAGGUAGCAGCGGCGACAUGGGACCAAUGGAGCCUCAAUCCCGGCCUCCUACCUUGUAUGGGGGUUGCCUUUUGUGCAAGGAUCUCUGCUGACUGUAGAAUGAUGAAGCAAGGAUUUGGAGGCCAGAGAAGAGACAGCCUGUAUUUGUCAAACUGGCCUCUGGGGUAGGUGACUCAGUCCCAGGGCCACAGUGGUCUCCCCUCUUCGGGUUGCUUCUCAGUCCUGCAGGUUCCUGUUCUCUCCCUCCAGUGGCCUGCACUGUCUCCCUACAAGUGAGUUUUAAGCUUUUAUUUUGAGCAGCAGAGCUUUGUUUACUCAGCACAGUCAGAGUUGAAAGUGCAAGACCAGGAUGUGACUGAGGCUGCUCUGGCUGAAGCUGAGCUGCGUGAGGUUCCUUCUGGAAGCUCAGCCCACCAGGCGGUCCUUUUGCCAAGGGCAUCUCCAAGGUACCUCUUCCGAACCCAAGGGCUUUGUUGAAGCUGGUUUGACAGACAAGCACUGCCCUGACCAAGGGUGGGAUCUCCACCCCGGCCCUCCCAUUUAUCUCUUGAUUUCUGUGGCUGGGAAACCCUGUGCCCAUGCUAAAAGUAGCAAGCUAGUAGAGCCCUGGUUCAUGCCUUCCCAUGGAGGUGGAGAUGUGGGAGAAUUCCAAGGUUCCUGCUGCUGCUCAGUGAGCUAGUUUUUGCUGCAAACCAGAAGUGCAGGAAAGCCCUUUGAUGUGAAGUGGCCAAGGUUCACCAGAUAUGUGACUGCCAUCUGUCCAAGUCAACAUCCCUUCCAAGGCUGUCACAAAAGGUAGCAGGAACAGGGUAAAAUAUAGAGAGCUGGAGUUUCAAUUCUCCUCCAUGCCCCUGGGCUGGGAGGCAGCUACUGUGUCCUCUUUGGUACUUGGAAGGGGGACAGUGGGGAACCAAGUCUCUGAAUCUCAAAAAAAGGUGGGUAGGGGGGUUACUUGGACCCAACUUCUAAGCUGGAUGGCAGCACAGAACCACCCCUUCCGUUCUGAGAUCAGGUACCCCAAACCUUUGUGAACUGUGCACUUGGUGCUGUUGGCUGUGACCAAACUGCAUGGAUCAGACUUCUCUCACCCGGGAACAAACAUUUCAGAUUGGUCCUUAAUUUCAUACCCUUCCUUGCCUGGGGUGCCAACAGGCUCAGUCUGGCCACACCACAUAAAAGGAAGGUUGAGUUUCAGAAUAGGGAAGGUGGUUCAAAACAUACUGUUAUUCAUAUUGCUUGAGUUACCAGAAACCCAAGGGUUUUCUUGCCAUGUAUAUUCUGGGGAGGGCACUGAGGAACCGCACCCCCUUCCUCAUUGAGUUCCCUAAAGGACAUUGCUCUGGGAAAAGUUGUGCCCAUCCUGGUAUCUCUCCCAGCAGGAUAAGAAGGUCCUAAAGUCCACCCUGAUGGUGCAUCUAGUGCACAGCCCCUUCCCCAUCCAACAUGGCGGCCAUAGAGGAAGGACCCUUGAUAUUUAUUAUUUAUAUGUUUUAGUCAAUGACUAAUUAGUAGGUGCUGUUUUUUGCAGCUUGUCAAUUACGUUACCUUACUAACUAAAGUUGCCUUUGUUCACAAAAGGCUCCCCUUUCCCUGUCUUCCCUGGCCUGCCUGCUUCCCCUCCAUCCUCACUGUGCUUCCCCUCCAUCCUCACUGUUUCUGUCUCAGUGCCAACCCUAAGUCCUUCUGGUUCUUAGAACAAAGCAGGGCUGUUAGACACCAUGGCACAGUUUCCAACAGUACCAUCACUGUCAGGAAGUUGACUCGUGUGCAUGGCUGGAUCCUCCCUUUUGCUUACACAGGAUGCUGGUCUCCGCUGUCUCUCUAAAUUCAAAAGUGUUGGGA
Messenger RNA from Arvicola amphibius (Eurasian water vole), 4700 nucleotides. It is a transcript of the gene Xylt1, whose product is annotated as xylosyltransferase 1. Gene Ontology annotation, biological process: heparan sulfate proteoglycan biosynthetic process; chondroitin sulfate proteoglycan biosynthetic process. The record is from RefSeq and is a predicted model, not a curated record. Bases 1 to 2865 code for a protein of 954 amino acids. Gene Ontology annotation, cellular component: membrane. The transcript is spliced from 12 exons. NCBI's taxonomy places the organism in Eukaryota, Metazoa, Chordata, Mammalia, Rodentia, Cricetidae. Gene Ontology annotation, molecular function: protein xylosyltransferase activity.